Molecule: messenger RNA, 5540 nt
Organism: Centropristis striata (black sea bass)
Lineage: Eukaryota; Metazoa; Chordata; Actinopteri; Perciformes; Serranidae
Gene: mcu
Product: mitochondrial calcium uniporter
Exons: 9
Coding region: 15-1151 (378 amino acids)
Biological process (GO): calcium import into the mitochondrion; mitochondrial calcium ion homeostasis
Cellular component (GO): mitochondrial inner membrane; uniplex complex
Molecular function (GO): uniporter activity; calcium channel activity
Source: RefSeq, a predicted model, not a curated record
GUUUCACUACAGAGAUGGCUGCGAAAGUGUGCAGAUCAGUACUCCUGUUGUCCCGGAGCAGCGGAGCGGUGGCCGGCAGCCUCCCCGCACUUGUUGUCUCUUCACAGCGACAUCAUCAGCACAUAAGACCGCAGGAGGUACUGUCUGCUCCUUUCACCCGUCAGACUGUCAGGAGAGCACAUGGCCUACGGUCUGCAGCCCACUCAGCACUCUUCACCCAGCCUCCCACUGCCCUGUCUCCACAGGUUUGGAGGGGCGCCCCCUCAUGGCAUGGCCAGAGACUGUUGUGUACCUCCGCUGCUGCUCCAGACGAGGUGACAGUGGUGUAUCAGAAUGGACUGCCGGUGAUCUCAGUCAGCUUGCCGUCAAGGCGAGAGCGCUGUCAGUUCACCCUCAAGCCUCUCAGCGACUGUGUGGGAGUUUUCCUGCAACAGCUCCAGGCAGAGGACAGAGGCAUCGACCGGGUAGCCAUCUACUCCACGGAUGGAGCGAGGGUCGCCUCCUCCACAGGCAUAGACAUCCUGCUGCUGGAUGAUUUCAAGCUCGUCAUUAAUGACACCACACACCUCGUGCGGCCACCGAGGAGAGAGCUGCUGCCCCAUGAGGAGGCGGAAAGGCUGAAUGAUGUCAAGUUUCUGGUGCAGCAGCUCUACACCACCCUGCGCAUCGAGGAGCACCAACUCGGCAAGGAACGUGAGCUCAUUUCACGACUGGAGGAACUCAACUCUGAACUCCGCCCCUUAGAGAAGUUGAAGGAGGAGCUGAGAAGGAAGGCAGAGCGGCGUACCACCUGGGUGAUGUGGGGCGGCAUGGCGUACAUGGCCACCCAGUUUGGCGUCCUGGCCAGGCUCACCUGGUGGGAGUACUCCUGGGAUAUCAUGGAGCCCGUCACCUACUUUAUCACUUAUGGCACGGCCAUGGCCAUGUACUCCUACUUUGUGCUUACACGCCAGGAGUAUGUUUACCCCGACGCUAGAGACAGACAGUUUCUGCUGUUCUUCCACAAGGGGGUGAAUAGGACACGCUUCGACAUUGAGAAGUACAACAAGCUGAGGGAUGAUAUCGCUGAGGUGGAGUUGGAUCUGAAGCGUCUCCGGGACCCGCUCCAGCUCCAGCUCCCAGUCCAGCAGCACACCGCCAGUAACAAUUGAUGGGAAGAGUGACUCCCUCCUCUCUCAGCUCCUGCAAGCCCCUUUUCCCUCUUCCCUCUUCCGUCCAACACCCUUCUCCUUCCCAUUUUACCCCCAGACUCCUCCCUCCCCCAUCCCUCCCACACCCAAUAAUCCCAUCCCUUUCUUGACUGUGGGAGUUAGUUUUUUCUCCUUUUUUUUUUCUUUUUUUUUUCUUUUUACUUUCCUGACUGAAAGCUCCAGUUGGAAUUGCAAGUGAAAACCCGCUAGAAGGAUGGCGAGAGUACCGGGAACUGAAAAACUCUCACAGCCGAAGGAUGGUGAGGAUGAUGAAAAGGACAAAGAUGAUGAAGGAAUAAAACUGGGUACUAUGGAUAUGCCUCAAGUCUCCGGAGGGACAGCCUGCAAGGAACUCCAGGGGGCAAACAGGAAUUAUCACACCUCUAGACACUCCAGAACAGAGGACAUGCAGAGGGGCAGUCAUUGUUGAGUGUGUGUGUGUGUGUGUGUGUCUAUGGGACUUUCAGGAUACACUGGGACCCUGACCACUCACAGCAGUGCAGUCCUGCUUCCUUUAGCAGUCAAACUGUCAACACACACACCUACUCUUGGCUGGGACAGGCUCCAGAGAGAGUCUCUAUCCCACACGUUAAAGUUUACAAGGAAGUCCUGACUGCAGUCGCACCAUCAGGGGGACUUUCGUCUUCCUGUGGCUGAACUCUGCUGCCUCUCCCUCCCUGGGCCACGCCUUCUCCAGGUGACGGACAGCUGUCCCUCCCAGUGUGACCUUUGUCAGGAGCCUGUCUCCACUCGCAGGAUAUAGGCAUGACGACGCCUCGUUUCCUCUUCCUGUUGACGUCCUGUAGCGGCCCGGUCUGCGCAAGAAUGAGAGUACUACCGACAACAACAUCACUGUGUGUUCUUUUAUUCCAAAAAAAAUAUUUUGGCACUUUUUAUUUUGAAAGCCAUAGUAUAUUUGUUAUGAAAAGAAUAUAAAUAUAUAUAUGUAUACAAUCAAAUAAACAGAUGACCAGAGGCUAGUUUUUUUCAGUGGGGGGAGGAGCUCUUGUACAAACAUAAUUUCAUCAUAAACUCAUUUACAUCCUCUGAAGAUCUCCUGCUACCAAGGACCCCAGCUACCAGUCCGAUGCGCGCACACACAAAGAGCAUUAUAAUGUAUGCAUUUACGACCUUGAACAAUUUCAUAUCUCGUCAUGACACACAAUGUAUUUUACAGUCCCAAUUGGACGUAAGGCUCCUGUGCAUGGCCACCUAAGGGAGGAAACAAUGUUGAAGCCAAAUCAGGGUGUAAAUGGUUUUGAUUGGAAUUGAUUCUGAGCGACGCAGAAUAUCGACGUGGAUAAUGCCAUGCUUGACCUCUAUAAUCAUCUCAUGAAUGCAAAGAUUGCUGCAGAAAUGCUUAACAUAAUGCAGGGGUUAAAUGUGCAGUGAUCAUUGUCUCAGACUAACCCACAGGCAUGUUAUAGUUUAAUAGAUACGAUUAACUGAGUGGCUUUAAUAAAAAAAAAGAAAAAAGAGUAAAGCCGCAGUAUACAGCAGGAAUUUGAGUAAAUUCCCUGCAGUUCAAUAUCCCUUUUCACCUAAUAUCAUAUAUUUUCUUAAUUUCCAAUCAAAAAUUGCUGAAGCCCCAACGGGCAAGUGAGAAAAAUUCUGGUGAUCCUUUUUUAUCAUCUUCUUCAUCUCAAGUCUGGUCUAAACUGUGUUUAUGAUUAACAAAAAAAAGGUUUGCCAGUAUUAUCUUUACUUUUUCCCCCCAUCUGUGAAACAGAUUAAAAAGGUUAAAAAAAAGUUUCCCACGAUAGUUUUUCAAAAUUAUUUUUUUUCAUCCGUGGAAAGAGGUAAUGGAAAAUGUUUCAGCAGGUGAUUAUUCUCUUUUUUAAUAGUUUUGGCGGUGAUUUUUUUUAAUUAUCUUGCACAUUUUUUGUUGUUGUAAUUCCCAUGUUGGCCAUUAGAGGCUGACGUACACCUCUACCCCAUGUUCUUAACAGGACGAAAAUCUUUCAUGAUUUCUUCCGGGUGCGUUUUAUUCUCUCACUCUAAAAUAAUCCUGGCAAAGUUUUUUAUUCCCCUUGGUUAACCUUUUUUUCCCCCAUCUGUUUCAGGGAUGAAAAACAUUUAAGGAAUUUAUAAAGACUGUCUUGGCAAACCCUUUUUUUCUCCUGUUCUUAAGUCAUAAAACAGUAGAGAAAACAAUUUAGAUCAGACUCUCUAGAAGAAAAACUAUCACUAGAUUUCUUUUGCUUAAUUACCUUCCUGAGCUUCUGUUUUGUACUUGGAGUUGUAAAAUGACCAUUUUCAAAUGUUCAGGCCUUUAGUUUAGCAGCAUGUGAUAUGCAUUUCAACAUUUUUUUAUGAUCCUCCCUCACAACGCUUAGAGACAAAAUAACAGAAGACUACAUCUAAAAAAAAAAAAAAAGGAGCAUCAUGGCAUUAAUUCACACUUUUGAGUUUUCUCCUCCCACUGUUGCUGUAAUGCCCCCCUGCUCCCUCGAUGGCACCGCAGGGUAGACUGCAUGCUGUGGUAUGCCCUCAGUAGAAAUUUGUGAAUGUGUAGGAGCAUUAUUGCAAUUUUGUACUCAAUUGGACUCUUUUCUUUGCCACAUCUAGCUGAAGUCUCAUCCCCCCUCCGAUAGGUUAAAACAAAGGUUAUAGAAGCCAUAUUUUCAUGUUGUUUAUUUUUUGGGAUGGUCACUGAUUUGUCAGCUUCUGUUCAGGGCUCUCUCUCCGGCCCCAUUAACAUCUCCUAAAGCUCUCAAAGCCAGUUGUUUGACCUCUGACCUGCUGUAGAUCACCUCUGCAGAGGGGAAGCACAAUGACAUGACGUCCCCUGAUCAUAGACUCUAGCUCAAGAUCCUGCUUGUGUGUCCUGUGUGGACAGUUAGCUGAAUCCUACUGAAGAGAUCCUUGUGUUUAACCUGCAGAUUGUCUAUUGAAAUGCAUGCUUUUAGAUCAGAUCAGAAGUGAGCCAUGCAGAUCUCAAAGCAGGAUUUGGUCUAAUCUGUUACCUUACGUGUUGAUGUGUGUGUUUUAUCUCCAAGGGAAAUGGUGCCUUUUGGAUGAUUAAUGAUUUUUAAAGAUAAUGUAGCAAUUCGGCAAACGGCAAGAUCAUUGAGAAAGUAAAUUUCUUAUUUGGAGUGACACCUUCGUAUAAAGGAGGGUUAAAUUUGAAUUGCUUGGUAGUGGAAAUCAAUCUUUGCCGUGUCUGCGAAGGUGUGUGUUUGUCAAAUCCAAAAUCCUAAGUCCAGAUCACCAUAUUCAUGAAUGCUUUGCCCCUAAUCACUGACUGUCAAUAGAGGUAGAAAUCAAUUCCGCCCUCAUCCCGCUUCAUAGCAGCCAUGCAUUUUUAUCCUGAACAGGCACACACACACAAACACAGAAGGUGACAACGGUGUUUCCUUGGAGAUGUACUGUGGCAGGUGAGAGAGUCUCUGUCUGCAGUCCAAUCCUCCCCUCUGCUGUUUCCACACAACACUUCUCUUCAUCAUCACCUCCUCCUUUUUAUCAUGCCAUCCACCGUUUAUUGCCUUUAUUUUUGUUCUUCUCUCUCUCGUUUUAUUUUAUUUUUUAAACAAAAUAUAUCAAAUAUAGGGAAACUUUAUUAUAAAGAGGGUGUUGCAUGAAUGUAUGUUUACAUGGGAAAUUAUGUGAAAAAUAAAAAAGACGAUUUAUCAACAAAAAAAACAAAGAAAAAAACUGCAAAGAUAAUUUAAGAACGUUGUUUGUAGAGAUUCCUAGUUAUAAAGGGCAGUGGACAGGGCUGCGUCUUUAGAAUCUGCCCUGCCAAAUCUGACUUACAUCCCAGCCAACCAACUGCUCAAACCUCCAUCAAACCCCACUCCCAUCUUCACCUUAUUUACUCUCAUAAACCCCUUUCCUCACGUGCAUUUUCUCCCCAAUAAAUGGAAAAACACCCUCCAUCUUUGGUGCACCUAUAAAGGAGGAGACCUCUUGACCUCACUUACUAACGUCCUGGAUUUGAGUCCAAAGGUUUCAGGAGCACUCUGUCAGCAUAUCGGGGAACACCUCCCAUCCUCGUCCCUCUCUCCUGUUCUCCUGUUAUUUUCAUCCUCCCUCAGCCGGGUUUUCUCCAAAGCAACAUUAUUAUUCUAUGUUUUGAAUGUGUGUUAUGUUUUGAAUACCUUAUUUGUGUGCACUUCCAAAUACAUGUUUAAAAAUGCCUAAAGAGUGAAGCAGAAUUAUAGGAUUGAAAUGAUCUUGUACUCCAUUCUGACCUCUUAUUUUAUUUUUCUUGUCUUUUUUUCUUCUGUUGACAUAUGAUGCUGUAAUGUUGGCAAAAAAGAAAAAUGUAAAAUCCUGUAUCAUUUAUGAAAUAUGUAUAAAAGAGAAAUGUAAUUCAAUUAUCAAUAAAAUCCUUAUCCAGUUUUUGGA